Molecule: messenger RNA, 5814 nt
Organism: Exophiala dermatitidis NIH/UT8656
Lineage: Eukaryota; Fungi; Ascomycota; Eurotiomycetes; Chaetothyriales; Herpotrichiellaceae
Exons: 1
Coding region: 1-5814 (1937 amino acids)
Biological process (GO): intracellular signal transduction
Cellular component (GO): cytoplasm
Molecular function (GO): protein binding; guanyl-nucleotide exchange factor activity
Source: RefSeq, a predicted model, not a curated record
AUGCCUUCCGCUGUGUCAAACCAAGACACACAUAAUGCCUCUCAUCGGCGCCAGUCAUCGCGGUCGCAAACAAACCUGGCCGAUCUGAACAUAAACUCUCCAUCGCAAGUGCAGACCCCGGACCGAUCUUUGGCAUUUCUCCCCUCCACAACAUACACACACCCACAGCCUGCAGUCCAGCGCUCCAGAACCCCUUCGGCACCGAAUGCUUCGAAUCCAAACGGGAAAUCCGAUAAAGCUCGGGACGAAGCCGCUUCGCUUGAUCCCCAUGAGUUCUACAGGCAGUAUCAAGAUCCCUUCUCAGGUUCCUCUCCGGCUGCCCUACACCAAGAAGCCAUCCGUACCACAACCUUCGAGACUGAGGACGAUACUCCUGCUACUGGACGAAAGUCUAGCUUUGCCUCGAGCCAAUCCAACGAUGACCGCAGCACACGCUCCGGCCGAGAUUCUUUGGGUUCGCGCAAGCUGUCUCUGAAUACCCAGCAUCACCCAAAUACAUCUUGGAGUACCAAUCAGGCUGCAACUUCUCCUUCGGUGCCGAAUGCUUUCAGGGCGAGGAAGGCAUCUUUCAAGGACCUAGUGGCACGCUUCGAUGCAUCAUCCGAAGAAGUUCCGCCAUUACCCACCCACCCAAUCCUCCGGCCAGGAUCAAGCACUGCCAGCCCUUCACCUUACACCCCUAUGGGCACAGUGCGCUCCUAUGGGAACGGUCUACGAGCAGGGCCGAGAACGCAUGAAUCGCGAAGAGCUGGGAAUGCAUCUUUGCCAGGAAUGAGCACUCAGAACAACGACAAGAUCAGUCACCAGAGUACGAAGUCGACGUCGGGGCGUUUGACGCAGGUGACGAGCAACCCGGAAGUCCCAGGAGCCAGUCGCAAGUUACUAUUUGGAGAGGUUGUUCCAACAGCCUCCACAUUGCCAGCGGCAGGGUACGGCAUAAUCACUGCCCACCGACGACGUGGUUCAGAAGGUUCUCCUUUGCAUAGUCCGAAUCCAAUGCCUCCCAACGACCGUGAAGUUCCCGCACAAGGAGGUUCUAGGUUAUAUGGGCAAGUACCAGGUCAAUCUAACACCGAGCUUCAAACUUCUCGGGCUGCGAUUCCUCAACACCGUCGAGCCAACAGUGAUUUUGCGGGGCCGCCAGCCAGGACAAUGUACCUGAAAGGGCAGACUGCGUCUCCAGUGAACCUUACAGGCGGAAGAGAACAACCAAGUGCGCAAUCACGGAUCCCGAUUAGUACUCGGCAUCAGCGUAUAGCUUCUGAUUCGGCUGCGUCGUCUCCCAUUGAUCGUCUUGGGUCCACCUCUCAACUCCCUCUACGCUUACACGAGGCUGGACAAUCGAUGGCAAAGCCUCCACCAUCAGAGGGCCACAAGUCUUCCAGUCCAGGGCGCCGACCACGCUCUCCUGCCAAGAUUAAAAGUCCUGGAAAACGUGGUCGGGGUAUGCCAGGUACCCCUGGCAACAAGAGUCCUUCCCUUCGAGCCAACAUCAUCGCGCCGCCUCCAAAGAUAUCGCCGCCUUUGAGAAGCUCGAGGCCACGAUUGCCGGUGUCCGCUGCGACUACUGCAGCGUCUCGUGCGAAGAUGGCCGAAAAGUUCGAAAUCAUGGCUAAACAACAAACUGACAAGAAAGCGUUCCGACGCCAGAGACCACCUGAACUUACAGACAUUGACCUGAAAGCUCGACGACUGAGGAUCACUCAAGCACUGAGUAGGUCAAAAGAAGGGGAAGAUCUGAAUGAUCGAAAAGGCGGAGUACGUGGCAGCUCAACAAGCCGGACAAAUAGCAUGUCGGCAUCUGUUGAAGGGGCCGACAAACUCGACAAGGUUAUCAGUGGGCAACAAGAAAUCCCCGCCGUCGUGGUCAAUAAUCCAGCCAUGGACACAUCCGAGGAAGACGCCUUCUAUGCAUCUGGCAAUCGGCCUGCACAAGAGCAGCGUGCCUUUACUCUGAAUGCCUUGAAAGUUGUCGAAGGCAACAGUCGGCAUCCUGGCGACGACAUGGACUCUCCAACACUGGGACGUGCCGAAACGACCCUCGAUGACAUACCGUUUAGCCUUGAUACUCAUCUGUUGCCGCCUGUUCAAUCUGAGCAGGACCCUUACUCUGCCGUCACCCAAGGAACUGAGAAGACAGACGCUACCGACGCAACUAUGAUUGACAUGGAACCGGAAGAGGGUUUACGGGCUGAGAACCGGGGGCAGUCUCUUCUUGAUCAGAUAAGCACCCUUCGCAGCCAGACCUCGAGCCCACCAUUAGCCCUGGGUGCACGUGCUUCUAGUCGACAAUCCGAUCAUGCUGAUGAAAUGUCGGUCAAUCUCAUGCUUCGCGAGACCACUUACCUUGAUGACGAAGAAGCCGCCGAGAAGGGAUAUCGGCCGUUUCUUUCGACAAUGGAUGCUGUGCUAGAGCGCCGCAGCAGCACCGGACGAAGCUCGUGGGCAUCAUCAAUCGGCAACCAGCACGAGGCGGAAGCCGAUCAGACGCCGGCAGCUGACGCCAAUCUGGCACCUUCGGACGUCCAAGGAGAGCGAAGCGUAGAUAGAGCGUCCUCUUCCUUGUCUGAUCAUUCCAGCAUUGAGGAUGACUCUGGUGGUGAGACCGAGGCAUAUGACACCUACACAAUAGUGAAUAUCGUUCUACAACAACAAACGCCUUCGGGCGUUGUCGACCAGCAGCUGGUGGAUGGUAUUUAUCAUCGUAUCAUCCAAGCUUCACCAGACCUGGCUGAUGCCGAGCACGUGGAUGCAGCCAAAGUGAGGCGCUUGUGCCUGCAGGAACUGGAAGAUUAUCACAGUCACUGGGAGCUGAGCGAGGACUCUCGGUCCCAUUCAGAGCAGGGUCACAUGGACCAGUCUGGCGAAGCGGAGGGUGAACUCACUGAUGGCAAGGGUGACAAUGCCGGCAACAUGACGGGAAUUUCAGUUCAGAGUCACGCAGCUUCUACUACUGCACAUCCCCCACAAAGUUAUCGAACCCACAAAUACAAAUCCAGCUUGGACAGUGCGGCAGACUUUGCAGACACCUCGCCCUCGGUCGGGAAUUGGCUACAGUUUGCUCUUCACUCGCCGGAUGGGACUCAAACGCAAGGCCUAGCACCUUCGAUCGUCCGAGAAAGAGAUGACUCUGAUAAGCCGACCUCCACCGACGUGCAUCAGGACCAGAAUGACCGAAGGGAUGGUGAGGUGGGAAGUGGAGUUAGCAGGCUGCCAGUAGAGGACAGUGUGGACAUCCCACGGCCUCCUUCUCAUUCACCGCCACCCCCUCCAGUUGCCGCAAUGCCUUCAAUCGAGCAGAUCUCCACUUCCAGUCAGCCCGGAAUCAGGCCGGCGACAUCCCAAACAGUGCCGCUUCCGAGGCCCCUCACUGCAAUGUCUCAGGUAUCAGUUCGGUCGAGCUCAGAGCCUCAGCUGGUGCCAUCUGGUUCCAGCGGCACAAGACCAUCUGUCGAGGAGAACACUCCCGAACAACGCCGUCUAAACAAGAGGCGACACAUACUCAAAGAGUUGGUAGAUACAGAAUACACGUACGAGCGAGACAUGAGAGUACUGUGCGACAUCUACAAACAGACCGCUGUUGCGGCCAUCAGUGACGAAGACACCAAGAUCAUCUUUGGAAACGUGGAACAUGUCCAACAGUUUUCAAAGGAUUUCCUGGGGCUUCUGAAACAGGUGGUAAAACCAGCCUAUGUCAUGGAGAGGAGCGAUCGUCGAAAGGACGCCAAUCGCAUUUCCACCGUGCAAAGCUCAAGUGCAUCGAUCAGCAGUGUCAUGGCGGACAUGACGGAUGCGGAAAAGGAUGAACACACCAGAGUUGGCCAGGCUUUUGAAGCUUCAAUGAGCGACAUGGAAAAGGUUUACACAGAAUACAUUCGGACGCGCCAUGCGGCAAACAAAAGACUGGAAGCUUUGCAGUCAUCAUCUGCAGUCCGAGAAUGGCUCAAGGAAUGCAGCGAGAACUCGACCGACAUCACUAAUGCUUGGAGUCUGGAUGCUCUCCUGGUCAAGCCGAUCCAACGUAUCACAAAGUACCCUCUUCUGUUGAACCAGCUCCUGGAGUCGACUCCGGAUACCCACCCGGACGCAAGCUUUCUUCGUCGAGCUGCCGUCGAAAUUACUGAAGUCAAUGUGCGGAUCAACGAGGUCAAAAAGCAUACCGAACUGGUCGAUCAAGUUCUCAACCGCAAGCGAAAAGAGUCGGAUGUCCGCAACGGUCUCACCAAAGCAUUCGGUCGACGGGCAGAGAAAUUGAGACAGCAUGUGGGGAUCAACGAAAUGUACGAGGACCAGGAAUACACUGAACUGAAGGUCAAGUAUGAUAACAACAUAGCUCAUUUAUACCUGGUCGCCCGAGACUGUCAGCUGUACAUUGAAGCCAUCAAGAAAUUUGUUGGCGACAUGUGCGAUCUCGCCGCAGCGGCGGAAGCAUGGGUCGAUGUUGGGCAUACCAGCUACCCGCAAGCCGAGAGCAAGCUCCGCCAACUCGCCAUUGUCAUCCGUGGAAUCAAUUCCAUAGGACUUCCGGAUCAUGUCAACCAGGUCACAAGACGGGUCCUGGAGCCGAUGCAGAAGACGGCUGACAUGCUUGUUAAGUUCAAGGAUGACUCCAAAGGUCUGAUACAGAAACGGGACAAGAGGCUACUCGACUACAACCAGUUUAAGAACAAGAAAGAUCGGGGCGAAAAGCUCGAUAAGAAAAUGACGGAGCGGAUGGAGCAAUGGGAAGCGCUGAAUUUGGAAGCGAAGGAGAGGAUGAGACGGCUGAUAAGAUCGACCGCCGACCUCGUGAAUUCGUGCCAGGGGUGUCUUGUUCAAAUCCACCUCGCUUGGCAGGAUCUAGUAAAACGCAAAUUGUCGGCAGCCAUGGAAAUUGACUCGGACAAACUCGAUGAAGCCGACAUUAUCAGGGAAUGGCAGGAGGACUUCGACUACCAUGAAGCUGCUGCUUUGACGUUGAGUAUCUGCAAUGGUUCGCUGCUGGCAGAAGCGGUUAAUAUGGUCUCAUUUUUGACUCCUGGAUCGACUUUGGCCAGCGAUGACUCGCCACGGCAGCCGUCGUGGAACAGUAUGACCAAACGAUCUGUCUCGGGCAGCGAAGAAUUUCACCAGUAUUCUCUAGGAGAGCAACAGUUCCGCACCAGUGGAGGGCCGCUUGGCUUCCAGCCCGACGAUCCUAGCGACCGAAGCUCCUUCACGUUCGUCAACGGUCGGAUUCGUGCGACCUCGGCCACUUCGGGACGACUACCAAGGACUCCUGAGAUGGCUAGUCGCGGUUUCGCUGGGUCUGUUCAUACCGCCAACAGCACCAAUGUUUCUCGUCCCGGAACCAGCCCAGGUCAACCACAAGACCCCCUUGGUUCAACUCCUCGGCUGAGUCUUGAAGCACCCUCGCCCUCACUUGGCCCUAUCAUACCCGAGUCCCCCAUGGACACCAGGCACGCAUCGACGUCAACGUUCUAUUCGGCAGCCGCUGGACCCAGUCAGUCGCAGCCUAACCUUUCGCAUCCGAAUGGGGCAAGCAUCUUCUCAAUGACACCUCCGAGGGGACGUGAUAGUGAUGAACUAGGAGGGCGGGAGCCGGGUAAUGGCCGCCGAGAACCGGGGGUCUUGUUCACUGCAGCGAGCGUCUACGAAUUUAAUAUCGACCGGUCCCGACAACAAGGUGGGUUCCGCUACCUGACUUAUGUCACUGGCGAAAUCUUUGAUGUCAUUGCCGAACAAGGAGAACUCUGGCUCGCCAUUAACCAAGACGAUCCUACGAGAGAGAUUGGCUGGAUCUGGAAUAAACAUUUCACGAAACUGACCGACUGA